AGCCCUCGUUGCCUUCACAUUUUCAAAAGUCAAUAUUUUAUCUUACAAAAUAUGUACUUUCUUAUCUUCAAAUGUGAAAUAUAAUCGAAUUCCCAUGGGAAACUUCCCUUAUACCAAUACUUUCAUAUAGAGAGAGAUCGUCACAUAAAUAUUUUCCUUUUGAAUCCAUCCAUAUUCCUCACUUUACAAAAUUAUAAACGCAAAACUUUAUCUACUCAAUUAGUCAAACUGAAGCGACACCGCCGCAUCGUGACACCGCCGCAUCGUGUUUUAGGCCAGUAUGGCGCUCCCAGAGGCCUAUGCGACGGUGACGCCUGCUGUACCCUCAUGGCUAAACAAAGGCGACAACGCGUGGCAGAUGACGGCGUCGGUGCUGGUGGGGAUACAAAGCAUGCCGGGCCUGGUGAUCCUCUACGCCAGCAUAGUGAAAAAGAAGUGGGCGGUCAAUUCGGCCUUCAUGGCUCUCUAUGCCUUCGCCGCCGUGCUCAUCUGCUGGGUUCUCAUCGGAUACCGAAUGGCGUUCGGCGACGAGCUCCUCCCAUUCUGGGGCAAAGGCGCCGUGUCCCUUGGCCAGAAGUUCCUCAUCAACCGGGCCAAAAUCCCCGAGAGCAUCCGUCGAAACGACGACGGCUCCAUCGAGAGGGAGACCGUGCCGUUUUACCCGAUGGCGACGCUGGUCUACUUCCAGUUCACUUUUGCGGCGAUCACGGUGAUUUUACUAGCCGGGUCGGUUCUUGGGAGGAUGAGCAUCAAGGCUUGGAUGGCUUUUGUCCCUCUUUGGUUGCUGUUUUCUUAUACGGUUGGAGCUUUCAGUUUGUGGGGUGGAGGGUUUCUUUACCACUGGGGAGUUAUUGACUACUCCGGCGGAUAUGUUAUUCAUCUCUCUUCUGGAAUCUCCGGUUUCACAGCUGCUUAUUGGGUAGGUCCACGGCUGAAGAGCGACAGGGAAAGAUUCCCUCCAAACAACGUGCUGCUCAUGCUGGCGGGCGCCGGGCUGCUGUGGAUGGGGUGGUCAGGUUUUAACGGGGGGGCGCCAUAUGCUGCCAACAUUGACUCCUCAAUUGCGGUGUUGAACACCAACAUCUGCGCUGCCACUAGCCUCCUCAUGUGGACUACUCUCGAUGUCAUAUUCUUUGGGAAACCGUCGGUGAUCGGAGCCGUCCAGGGAAUGAUGACCGGACUAGCAUGCAUCACACCCGGGGCAGGAUUGGUGCAAUCGUGGGCGGCUAUAGUGUAUGGAAUACUUUCUGGUAGCAUUCCGUGGGUGUCAAUGAUGGUGCUUCACAAAAAGUCUAGUCUAUUUCAAAAGGUGGAUGACACCCUCGGAGUAUUCCACACACACGCGGUGGCCGGACUAUUGGGAGGCCUUAUGACGGGUCUGUUUGCGGAGCCAGAGCUUUGUCGGCUCAUACUACCUAGAUCCGAUUCGAGAGGAGCAUUCUACGGUGGAACAGGCAGAGUCCAGUUCUUGAAACAAAUGGCGGCCGCCACGUUUGUCAUCGGGUGGAACAUAGUGUCCACAACAAUCAUACUUCUUUUUAUAAGGCUAUUCAUUCCGCUGAGGAUGCCGGACAAUCAGUUGAUGAUCGGAGAUGACGCCGUCCACGGAGAAGAGGCCUAUGCGCUGUGGGGAGACGGCGAAAAGUACGACCCGACGAGGCAUAAUAGCUGGAAUAUGCCAACGUACGGUGAAGAAGUUGCGCCUUCUCCUUAUAUUACUGGUGCAAGAGGUGUGACUAUCAACCUUUAAGUUGUUUAUUUGUUGUUUGUGUAAGUAGAAUUUUUGAAGUCCAAGGAAUUUCAAUGGUAAAGGCGGUUAUUGUUUGUUUUAAUUGUAAAAUUAUUAGCUUUUGAGGUAGGCGGCGAGACAAUAUUAGGUCACGUUGCAAUUACUAAAUGCUCUUUCAUGAAUUUUGUAUAAUUCGAGGCCUCCUAUGUUGAAUCUUUUUUUUUUUU
Molecule: messenger RNA, 1956 nt
Organism: Morus notabilis
Lineage: Eukaryota; Viridiplantae; Streptophyta; Magnoliopsida; Rosales; Moraceae
Product: ammonium transporter 2
Exons: 4
Coding region: 281-1750 (489 amino acids)
Biological process (GO): ammonium transmembrane transport
Cellular component (GO): plasma membrane
Molecular function (GO): ammonium channel activity
Source: RefSeq, a predicted model, not a curated record